Molecule: messenger RNA, 1231 nt
Organism: Penaeus monodon (black tiger shrimp)
Lineage: Eukaryota; Metazoa; Arthropoda; Malacostraca; Decapoda; Penaeidae
Product: leukocyte elastase inhibitor-like
Molecular function (GO): serine-type endopeptidase inhibitor activity
Source: RefSeq, a predicted model, not a curated record
CAGUUCACAGCAGGUUCAAGGUUACAAUCAUGAAGACUGUACUGUUAGUCUCCGCGCUGGGCCUCUGGGCGGGGGUCGCCUCCCAGUGCCUCUCCAGGAACGACAACCAGGUUCCUCCCAGCCAGCCGGACCUCAACCACAUCCUGCCCUUCAGCAUCGGCCUCUUCAAGGAAGUCGUUUCCUCGUCUGGAAACUUCUUCUUCUCGCCCUACAGUAUCUGGACCGCCCUCGUGCUCACCUAUUUCGGCGCCGAGACCCGCACGAAGACCCAGAUGGAGCAGGUUCUUCAACUGACGAACAAAGAGGAGACCUUCGCGCUGUACCGAGCUUUGAAUGAUGGGUCGCAUGAGAACAACGAAAACUAUACCCUCAACACCGCUAACAGAAUCUUCAUCAAAGAAGGCUUCUCGAUCCGCCCUUGCAUACAACAGGUCCUGCCACGGGAGUUGCAACCUGCCGUGGCCGCCGAGUUCAUCAACUCCUUCGUCAAGAACGCCACAGAGGGGAAAAUCCAACAGGCAGUGAAUCCGGGCUUCCUCAGCCGUGUUAGAAUGCUGAUUGUCAACGCCAUCUACUUCAAGGGCCUGUGGGAGCACCAGUUCAGAGUAGCAGACACCUCCAAGGCUGAGUUUUUCACGACCCCAACGCAAGUGUCUAUGGUCGAUAUGAUGACACAACGGGCCUAUUUCAGGAACGGCGUCUCGGAGGAGCUGGACGCCGACGUGGUGGAGCUGCCGUACCGCGGAGGCGCCGCGUCGCUGUUCGUGCUCCUCCCGCGGGACAGACGGACCGGAGACGAGCUCGACCGGAUGCUCCAGCGCCUCACCCCCGCCGCCCUCGCCUCCGCCGUCGAAAAUUUGGAAAGCAGUGAAAGAAUUCUGAACCUGCCUAAGUUCAAAUUCGAGAAGGGUCUCUCGUCUGAGCUCAAAGAGGCUCUAAUACGCAUGGGGAUCCGCGAUGCGUUUUACGACGAGGCCGACCUCUCGUCCUUUGGCAAAACCAUUGUGGUGACCGAGGUCGCUCACAAGGCCGUGAUAGAGGUCAACGAGGAAGGGUCAGAGGCCGCGGCAGUCACGGUAGUGGGGAUCGACAUCCGCGUCGCCCCGCCACUUGUCAACUGCAACAGGCCGUUCUUGUUCUUCAUUCGAGACAACGUUGUGAAUAAUAUCCUGUUCAUAGGGGUUUUCCGGGAACCUCAGCCAUAAGCGCUCUGGUGGUCUUACAGAUACCC